Messenger RNA from Striga asiatica, 732 nucleotides. The record is from the annotation of a GenBank genome assembly. Lineage: Eukaryota; Viridiplantae; Streptophyta; Magnoliopsida; Lamiales; Orobanchaceae.
AUGUCGUGGCUUAAAUACCUCAAUCUUGGAGAUUUUAACUCUAUAGUGCCUCAUUGGAUUGGUAGUCUUGAAACUUCGGUGCAUUUAGAUUUAAGUGAUUGCAGAUUGUAUAAUCAACUUCCACUUGACUGGCAAAUUGUGACAGGACUCAAAUUUCUGAACUUACUUUCAAACAAUCUUAAUUUCAACUUUUUUCUGACUGGUUUAGUAGCUUUAGUCAUCUUUGGGUACAUUCAAGGUGAAGUCUACUACAAUAGGCAAUUUAACGUCUUUGGGCCCAUUUUCCAAAAGGAAGUGGAUCCCCUCCAAAAAGAGGCGUAUGCUGCUUGUAGUGUGGAGAGCAUACGGAUCGAUAGCCCUUCGCCCUGGUGUGGUGGAAGAAAUGCGGUCAGAUUCAGAAUCCCCAAUGUAUUGCCUUCUUACCUUCGCUCCAAGGUUAUAACAUAUGCUCUUAGUUGCCAGGUACAAACGAAGCGAAGUGAAGUCAAGAAGAAGUUGAUCAAACGAAGACUCCAGGCCACUGAUAUCCUUAUGAAAGAGUUCAUCAAGUACAGAGUAAUGAACACUGAUAUCCUUAUGCAUCAAAGAGCAGGGAAUUGGGCAGGGGCCGCGCGAACGCAGGCCCCCACGACCACAAAUUAUGACGUAGGCUCGACCACUUGGGCCGACCUUAGGCGGGCGCCCCUCCCAAGUGCAAUGGAAGUCGCCAACCUAGGCCAUGGGCCUUCUUGA